AUGGAAGGAAGGAUACUAAGUAAAAGAGACAACGCCAAAUUCUCUCAUAACGGAUAUUUAUUUGUGUUUGACCAGCGCAGCAAGAAGGAUACUUCAAUAAAGUUUUGGAGAUGUGAGAACAAGAAUGAAUGCAAAGCCCGUAUUCACACUAAAAACGAUGAAGUAACAAAGGAAUUGAAUCACCAUUCUCAUGGUAGUUCAGCUUUAAGCGUCGAAGUAGCUGAGAUUAAAACGAGUCUAAAGCGUCGGGCUGGAGAAAGCCAAGAUCAACCAGCAACAAUUAUAAAUUCUUGCACGGAAAAUGUUUCUCAAGCCACUCUAGGAGCCCUUCCAAAGUUGGACGCAAUGAAGCAAAUAGUAAGGAGAAAAAGAAACAAAAUGGACCUCGCCCCAUCAAACCCUAUUCGUGCUCGUGAAUUAGUGAUCCCCGAAGAGUACAAAAAUUAUGUGAAGAAUAAUGGUGAAAGUGAAAACGUUUUAAUAGCAGACAGUGGUUAUGAAGAUGAAAGAAUCAUGAUUUUCGGAAGACAGAGCUGGACUGCGUUUUUACUAGAUUCCGAGGUUUGGUAUGCUGACGGAACCUUCAAGUUAGCUCCUCCGUUAUUUGCACAAGUUUAUGUAAUUAUGGCAAGAAGACAUGGAGGAGUUCACCCGGUUUUGUAUGCCUUAUUACCAAAUAAAAGGCAUGCAACUUAUGUACGCAAGUUUCAAAUGAUGAGUGACGAAAUUCCUGGAUUAAACCCAAGCAGAAUAUCGUGUGACUUUGAACAGGCAGCUAUAUCAGCAAUGGAAGAAUGUUUUCCAGGAGUAGUGAUACAAGGUUGUUUCUUCCAUUUAGCACAUAACGUACAUAAGCAACUUAAACAAAUUGGGCUUCGAGUUUUAUAUAAUAAUGAUUCUGAAUUUGCUUUAAAAGCAAAAAUGAUCGUAGCCUUGUGUUUUAUGCCUAUUCCUCAUUUGGAUACUUACAUCGAUGCCUUGUCAGAAGACUUGCCGCAAGAGCUUCAAUCACUUAUUAACUGGUUUGAGGAUAAUUACGUUGGACGACCCAUGAGAAGAGGCAAUGGUAGGCGCCCGCCUCUUUUCCCUUCUAAAAUGUGGAAUCAAUAUGAACGAACCAUCGCUGGACUGGACAGAACUAAUAAUCACGCAGAAGCUGCGCUUAGAAGAAUAUAUGCGGAAUUAGGAGUUAAUCACCCCGUCUGGUCUUUGUCUAAAGACAGUCUACACUAUCAGUGGGCACCUGUGGUUUUGGAGUAUGGUAUUGGCCAGUACGUGGAAACUGAUAGUGUAGACGCCAACAACUGA
Macrobrachium nipponense is the source of this 1308-nucleotide messenger RNA. RefSeq lists its product as uncharacterized. Lineage: Eukaryota; Metazoa; Arthropoda; Malacostraca; Decapoda; Palaemonidae. The transcript has 2 exons. The record is from RefSeq and is a predicted model, not a curated record. The coding region runs from base 1 to 1308 and encodes 435 amino acids.